This is a messenger RNA of Salvia splendens (bonfire salvia), 2718 nucleotides long. Its product is annotated as mediator of RNA polymerase II transcription subunit 15a. The transcript is spliced from 11 exons. The record is from RefSeq and is a predicted model, not a curated record. Lineage: Eukaryota; Viridiplantae; Streptophyta; Magnoliopsida; Lamiales; Lamiaceae. Gene Ontology annotation, molecular function: chromatin DNA binding; transcription coactivator activity. The coding region runs from base 133 to 2658 and encodes 841 amino acids.
UUUCGCAUUUAUCUUGUUCUUGCCGCUUACAUUAUGAUCUUCGAUUUUCUGUACAAAAAACCUCGAAUAAUCAUUAUUUUUUAGCCUUGGACGCAAAUUUUUGUUUGUUUGGAUUGGAAUUAGUUUGAAACGAUGGAUGAAAUUAUACCAAAAUCAGAUGGAUUUGAUGAAUGGGUGAAAGAGCUCUUGCCCGAUGCCGCACCUGAAAUUGGCAGCAUGUGGCAGCAACAGGAGCACACAUCAGUCAAAGCUGAGAGACCAAGUACUUCUCAAUUAUCUGUGGAUUCUCAAGCUUAUCCGAGAAAUCUGAAUCAACAACAUCAGCUAAUGCAGCAUACAUCAGCUGGAUUCAAUUCAACUCACCUGAUGGAAAAAAGUGAGCAGGAGCCAUUGCACAAGUUCUUGGAACCAAAAAGUGGCAUGGUUCUUGAACGUGCACAUUCCAGAUUGCAGAUGCCUUCUCUUUACUUGUCUCAAAAUCUAACAAUGCCAAUGGCAGAUCAACUUAAGCCGCAAAAUCAGACACCUCUUGGUGCUUUGCAUGCAUCAGAAUCAACUUCUCAAGUCGACAUGGAAUGGUUUAAUUCUGCAUAUCAGAAGAUUAUGCAGCUUAAGGACAUGUAUCUAUCUCAAUUUCUCAUGUUACACCACAAAAUGCAAGAACUGAAACGUCAGGCAACCGAUGCUGAGAUGGUAAACAAAUGGGAAAAGAACAGAUGUCUUAUUGAAAGGAAAAUCAGACUUCUCAACAUUUCUAAAUCAGAUCUUUUACACAUGAAAAGGGAAAGAAUAACUCAGAUGCUGAAUGAGGUAAUGAGAUACGUUUCUCAGCUUCAACCGAGGAAUCCUUUGUACUCGAAGCAGACUCAUCAUGUCGAGGCAUCUGGUAAUCAUAUGGAAGCACCUCAGAUUCAGCAAAGAGAAAACCCACUUCAUUUCAAUAGUUUACACCAGUCUCUGAUAAGGCCAGGAGGGACUCCAUGCUUGCCACAAAGCUCGUUGAGUUCAUUAAACGUAGGCUCAUCAGCAGGAGUACACAAGGUAGAUGCUUCAUCGAACGUGAACUCCUAUCAGUAUAAUCUCAUUAGACCUAUGCAGCCAUGGGCCCCACAGGGAAGCGUGGCUCCAACUGCAAGGAAAGGAGCCUCUCAAGCAGCAUUCGAUGCGAGGGCUCUUAGAAUGCUGCUCCAUCCAUCGAGUGGAGUUUCUCAAUACAAUAAUUUGGGUGCUUCACAGCAUCAGCCUGUCACCUCAACAAGGAAUAUGUUUAACUCAUUGGACUACUCCGUGAGUCCUAUGGCUCAGGUGCCUCUCACGAUGCCUCCUCUGCAGAAUAACCAACAAGAUCAAGCUAUGAAGAGGCAGAAAAUGAAGCAGCCUCUGCAGCAGUUGAUAAAUGAGAAAAAUAAGCCACAGAUGCUACAAAAAAGAAUCGAGGAUACAAAAUUGAGACGUUUUGUAGGAUUCAACCAAAAAUGGUCUUCUGUACUGCCACCAAGUUCCUCUCCGUAUGCAAUGUCUCCCCAAAAUUCACAACAAUCUUCCCCACAGUUUGAGAUUAAGGAAUUAUCUUCAAAGUUUUCCAAAUCAGCAACACCGUCAUUAUCUUCUGCCUCUCCAUCUGCUCUUCCAUCUCCCUUGACUCCGAUGACCCCCUUGACUCCGUCUUCUGUGCCGGCAGAUUGUGUGAUGAGUCCAUUGCUAGAAGAAAGUAGCAAAUUAGCCAAGAAUCCUGUCACAGCAUCUCAGCCCCCUUUGCAAGACACAAACCGUAACCAACUUGUGACGGACACACAAAGAUCAACGAAGUCUUGCUUGGAUAGGGAAUCUCUUUCUUCUGGUGCCAAGCAGCCAUUAAAGGCUAAAGGAGAUCCGCUGAAGAGCUUGAUUGAAGUGGUGAAGUCAGUGUCAUCCAAAGCGCUGAAUGCUACUAUAAGGGAUAUCAAUGCCGUCACCACUUUAACUGAUAGGGUGGCAGGAAACUUUGCCCGAGGUAAAGCUAAAAAAACAAUUUUCUACGACUUGGCUGAUGACAUAGUCAGCUGUUGUGACAAAGGUGACAUGAAGUCAGGGAUGAAGCGUGAACUGGACGCCCUGGCUUCGCAUGAUUUUAGAACGGACACGGAGCUCUAUGCAACGGGUAGUAUAAAGAGACUGAAAACCGAGACGACUAACUAUCAGUUACUGGAAGAGAUCAAAGAGAUUAACAAGAAGCUUAUUGAGGUGGUGGUGGAUGUGAUGAUUCCGGAGGGUUUUCCUAGGCUAGGAUCAGAUGAAGGUACACUCAUCAGAUGCUCGUAUAUACCGGUUGGAUUCUCGGGGAACAUGAAGAUCCCGAAUACCUCAAAAUUUAUGUUUCCUACCCUGCUUCUUGAUUUGCUUGUUUCUGCCGAUUAUCCGAAUUCGUCUCCUUCUGUACUGGAGAAGGAUCCUUCUGGCUCCUGUGAUGGUGAAGAAGGCAGAUAUAUGUGGACGAAGGCAAAGUCGAAUCUGAUUUUAUCCCUCAGAAAUCUCCCUCAGCCCAUGUCGGUUAAAGACGUGGCUGAAGCCUGGCACGUAUGUGCUCGGGAAGUAUUUCACGAGCUCGCGGACCAUGCCGGAGGAGGUAGCUUCAGUUCGACCUACGGCAAGUGGGAAAGCUGUGCCGUUGCUGUCUAGCUAUGCUGCUUUGUAAAUAACUUCAGUUUUCCGUCAUUAAUCGUCUCAAUUUGCCCAUCC